This is a messenger RNA of Colletotrichum navitas, 861 nucleotides long. RefSeq lists its product as uncharacterized. Bases 1 to 861 code for a protein of 286 amino acids. Lineage: Eukaryota; Fungi; Ascomycota; Sordariomycetes; Glomerellales; Glomerellaceae. The transcript has 2 exons. The record is from RefSeq and is a predicted model, not a curated record.
AUGAAGACAACAACGACACGGGCAGUGCUGCUCGCUCUCCUCAGCGGCAGCAGGUUCACGGCUGGUUCCCGGGUCGAGGCACAGCUGUGCUUCUUCCCCGGCGGCGUGCAGGCCCGGGAUGUGCCGUGCGAUCCCACGGCUGAAGUCAGCAUGUGCUGCGGCAGCGUCAACGCGUGCUUGAGCAACGGGCUGUGUAAGCUCGAGGAGACGACCAACAACACGGGCGUCGCGUACGCGCGGGGCACGUGCUCCGACCCGACGUGGCAGAGCCCGGUUUGUCCACAGAACUGCGUAUUGAACCCCGACACGCGAACGAACAGGACGGCCUACGACUUCCGGUUCAACGGCGUGCAGGUGUGGCAGUGCGACAGCCAGGGGUACGGCGUGCCGGGAAAGUUCUGCUGUGAAUCGGCGGCCGAGAAGACGCGAUGCUGCAGCACGCCGACGGCCGUCUUCGGGCCCCUCAUCCCCGCGACGCCGGGCAACGCCGCCGCCGUGCAGACGUACGAACCGAGCGCCGCCCAGGCCUCGCCGACGCAGACGUCGAUGCCGAUGCCGGGCGUGACGAGCAAGAUCCCCGCCACGCCGGGCCAGGCGAACGCGAGCUCGUCGCCCACGGGGUCAGACGGCAGCAACAGCAGCAACGACAAUGGGAGCGGCGGCGGCGGCGGCGGCGGCGGCGGAGGACAGGGGGGGGUUGGGAGCUUGGCGAUCGUUGGCAUGGGCGUCGGCGUGAGCAUGGGCGGCACGCUGCUGGUCGCUGUGGGCGUCAUACUCUGGCUCCGCAAGGAGAAGAAGAAGCAGUGGGGCGGCGCGGAGCUUGGCCCGGCGAGCACCCACGCCGGGCCCUUGGGCGAUUGA